CACACUUCCUAUUCCGUGUUCCCAUGUCGGAUGGGCCAACGAUGUAGAUGAAAAUCACAGAAAAGAAAAGAACCUUGGGUGUGUGGGAGCCGCAUUCGGCCCACGGCCUCUACGCAACGGCCGGGCCAUCGUCUUCGAUUCGCAGUACAGCGGCAGCCUCUUGAUAUAUUUCUUUGUGUGUGCGAAGCUCUCGGGAUCGAAGCGGUAGCACAGCACCGAGCCUUCAAAUGCACACACCACCAAAACAUCAAAAUUGAGGGAUGGAGAGACGGCCGCUCCGCGGCAUAAAUACUUGUACAGUAACAGUGGGGCCGAUCCCUUUCCCUGCCCUCUCCCCUCAGAUCCCCCAGCCAUGCCCAUGUACAACGACCAGCACUGCUAUCCCUCCGCCCACAUGCAGCGAUCUCCGCUUGGACCCGCACGCCCGCUUGAGCCUCCGCGGCCGCAAAGACUGGGGCAGCAACGAUCCCCUCCAAUGGGCCAAGAGCAGACGCUGGAUGUGACUGUAGCGUUAGAGAACCAACAAGCGGAGGUGCGCCUCGAUGCCCAGUCGCCGUGGCAGGUCGUCCUCGUCCUCGCCGUCCUUGCCGUGUUCCGAGAGGGCUGGGGCUUUGGCUACGACAUCAGAUAUCAGUGGAACCGCAAAGAAUAUAUGCGCUUCUUCGUCGACGGCUCGCAAGACAUCCGGCGGUGGCUUGGACAGGAUCGUCCCUGAGAACCCUGGACGUUCGUUAGAUUAACCGUGUCUUGUGCCGCCGUUCGCUAGUUGUUCCGUACCCCGAGUGCAUGUCUUGUUCCUUCUAAGUCAAGCAGCGCCCAUCUCCCGUGAUGCAUCAGCACAAAUAAGCCUCGUUACAGAUCGGGGUCUUCCGAUGAUCCCGUCUGACAAUGCAGAGAAGACAUGAGGCGAUCCAGAGUUCCUGGUUGGCAAGGCUGCUGCUGCUGCUGUAUCAAUCAGCAUAUACACCAAGUGCAGCAAUAUCUUACAUACAGUACAUGCAUUCAUUCAUACAUAGCACACACACCCACACGCGUCCAUCUCACCCAUCCACAAACGCAAACCGGUCGCAGAUCAGCGCGACGUCCGAUAUCGUCUUCAUACGGGAGGCCAACAGAUCGAGCACGUC
Messenger RNA from Mycena citricolor, 1127 nucleotides. Lineage: Eukaryota; Fungi; Basidiomycota; Agaricomycetes; Agaricales; Mycenaceae. The record is from the annotation of a GenBank genome assembly.